GGUGUAUGGCAUACAGAUGCAAGACGUGUUGUCCAAGUUGCUAUCAAAAUAAUGGAUAUUAAACAGAUCGGCGAUGAGACAUGCGAUUUCUUGAAUGAAAUUGCCACAAUGCAUCGAUUAAAUCAUCCAGAUAUUGUACGUCUCCUUGGAGUGUGUAUUGAAGUGAAUACAAUUAAGAUU
This is a messenger RNA of Trichobilharzia szidati, 180 nucleotides long. The record is from the annotation of a GenBank genome assembly. NCBI's taxonomy places the organism in Eukaryota, Metazoa, Platyhelminthes, Trematoda, Strigeidida, Schistosomatidae.